This is a messenger RNA of Sphenostylis stenocarpa, 3105 nucleotides long. The record is from the annotation of a GenBank genome assembly. Lineage: Eukaryota; Viridiplantae; Streptophyta; Magnoliopsida; Fabales; Fabaceae.
AUGAUGUGCACAAAGCUUGUAUCAUUUCGGUUGAUUCUCAUCUCGUUUUUCUUUUCAGUUCCAAGGCUUUCUUCCUUGGAAGUUUCUGGUGUUUCUUUAGCCAAUGCUACUGUUGUGGUUGGCCAUGAAGCUGCAGAGGAUGAAGAGGUGGAAGCAAGUGCUCUAUUGAAAUGGAAAGCCAGCCUUGAUAACCAAAGCCAGGCUCUCUUGUCUUCUUGGUCCACCCUUACUAGCCCUUGCAAGUGGAAGGGAAUAGUUUGUGAUGAAUCCAAUUCUGUCAGAACUGUAGAUGUUACAAACUUUGGACUGAAAGGUACACUUCUCAAUCUCAACUUGUCAUCCUUUCCUAAGCUGAUGAGGUUGUAUAUAAGUUACAACGACCUCAGUGGACCUAUUCCCCACCAAAUUGGUCACAUGUCCAGAAUUUCUCACUUGGAAAUGGACCAUAAUCUCUUUAGUGAUUCCAUCCCCCAAGAGAUAGGGGCUCUGCAUAACUUGGAGCAUCUCUCCUUGAGAGCAAAUCAACUUUCUGGUUCCAUCCCACAAACAAUUGGAAUGUUGACAAAUCUUGUUAUACUUGAUUUGUCAACCAACCAUCUCUCUGGUGCAAUCCCUUCAGUUAGCAACCUGACAAAUUUAGAACAACUUAUACUCUACAACAACGUUCUAUCUGGCCCUAUUCCUGAGGAGUUGGGAGGACUUCAUUUUCUCAGAAUCAUCAAAUUGAUACAAAAUCAUCUUUCCGGGACAAUCCCAUCUUCCAUAGGAUACCUGGCUAAUUUGAGAAGGCUUCAGCUCACUCGUAAUAAACUAAAUGGAUCAAUUCCUUCCUCUCUUGGAAACUUGACAAAACUCAGUGAAUUGUCCAUGGGUGAGAACAAGCUUUCCGGAUUAAUUCCAGCUUCCAUAGGAAACUUGGUCAAUCUGCAAAAGCUUAACCUUGCAGUAAACAGUCUUUCUGGAUCUAUUCCCUAUACCUUCAGAAAUUUGACAAAGCUCACCUUCCUGUUACUUUAUAUGAACAAACUUACAGGAAGUUUUUCAACAGCAACAAGUAACCUUACCAAUCUAGUAAGUUUACAAAUAAGCUCAAAUCACUUCACUGGCUCUUUGCCACAACAUAUUUGCCUUGGAGGUUCACUUUUAUAUUUUGCUGCCGAUAUGAAUAAUUUCACAGGUCCAAUUCCAACAAGUUUGAAGAACUGCUCUAGCCUUGUGAGGCUCAACGUUGCAGGAAAUAUGUUGACUGGAAAUAUUUCAAAUGAUUUUGGUGUAUAUCCAAAUUUGGAGUACAUUGAUCUGAGUAGAAAUGGCUUUAAUAGCCACAUUCCAUCAAAUUGGGCCAAAUUCCACAAUCUCAUAGGUCUAAUGAUCUCAUACAACAAUUUAUUCGGUGGUAUACCCCCAGAGCUAGGCCAGGCACCUAAGUUACAAAAGCUUGGACUGUCUUCAAAUCAUCUAACAGGAAAAAUUCCGAAAGAACUUGGAAACUUGACCUACUUGUCUGAACUCUACUUAAGUAACAACAAUCUCUCAGGCAACAUUCCCAUAGAAAUAGGAUCCUUAAAGCAACUUUGGAAAUUCGAUUUUGCAACAAAUAAUUUAAGUGGGCCAAUCCCAGAACAGCUCGGACAGUUGCGCAAAUUAUUUCACUUGAACUUAAGCCAUAACAAAUUCAUGGAAAGCAUCCCCUCUGAAUUUAGCCAAUUGAAGUAUCUUCAAACUCUUGAUCUUAGUUUUAAUUCUUUAAAUGGAAAAAUUCCAGUAGCACUUGGAAAAUUGAAGAUGUUGGAAAACUUGAAUCUCUCCCACAACAAUCUCUCUGGAAACAUUCCUUCUAGUUUAAAGGAUAUUCUGAGUUUGACAGAAGUUGACAUAUCUAACAACCAAUUAGAGGGUGAAAUUCCUAACAGUGCAGCCUUCCUUAAAGCUCCACUUGAAGCAUUGGCAGAAAACAAAAACUUGUGUGGCAAUGCUUCCGGGUUGAUGGCUUGCCCACAGUUUACAAGUCACAAUCAUCAUGAUAAAAAGGUCAUGAUGUGGGCUUUGGGUGCACUAUUACCAGCAGUGUUUGUGUUUGGAGUUUCACUAUACGUUCAUUGGCAAAGAGCAAGAAAAGCCGAAAAGCAAGACAUAAAAGAACAAACUCGAGAUCUUUUUUCUAUAUGGAGUUAUGAUGGAAAAAUGGUGUAUGAAAAUAUCAUCGAAGCAACCAAUGAUUUUGAUGACAAAAAUCUCAUUGGAGAAGGAGCGUUUGGAGGUGUUUACAAGGCUAUCUUACCCUCUGGUCAGAUUGUUGCUGUGAAAAAACUUGACGCGGGAGUUGACAGGGAAAUGCUUGAAUUUAAGGCUUUUACAACUGAAAUUCGAGCCUUGACAGAAAUAAAACAUCGUCACAUUGUGAAGUUGCAUGGGUUUUGUGAACAUCCACGCCACUGUUUCUUGGUUUAUGAGUUCCUAGAAGGUGGCAGCUUGGAUAAAGUACUAAACAACGACACACAUGCAGCAAUGUUUGAUUGGAAUAAAAGGGCUAACGUUGUUAAAGGUGUGGCAAAUGCUUUGUAUCAUAUGCAUCAUGGUUGCUCUCCGCCUAUUGUUCAUCGUGACAUAUCAAGCAAGAAUGUUCUUAUAGAUUUGGAAUAUGAAGCUCGCAUAUCUGACUUUGGAACAGCAAAGAUUCUAAAUCCUAAUUCACGCAAUUUAACUCAGUUUGCAGGCACUUAUGGAUAUGCUGCACCAGAGCUUGCUUAUACAAUGGAAGUGAAUGAGAAAUGUGAUGUGUUCAGUUUUGGGGUGCUUUGUUUGGAAAUAAUAAUGGGAAAUCAUCCACGAGAUCUCAUUUCUUCAAUGCUUUCACCCUCUUCAACACCAUUGACAUCUAAUUUGCUAUUGAAGGAUGUCAUGGACCAACGACUUCCUCUUCCAGUGAUGCCAGUUGUUAAGGAGGUAGUCUUCAUUGCAGAAGUGGCAUUUGCUUGUUUGAAUAAUAGACCACUUUCUCGUCCAACCAUGGAAGAUGUGUAUAACAAGUUUGUGAUGCCUAAGUCACCUUUAAUGAGGGGGACACUCAACACCAUUGCACUUGGACAACUUCGAAAUUAUUGA